This is a messenger RNA of Rotaria sp. Silwood2, 120 nucleotides long. The record is from the annotation of a GenBank genome assembly. NCBI's taxonomy places the organism in Eukaryota, Metazoa, Rotifera, Eurotatoria, Philodinida, Philodinidae.
GAACUUGAUCAUCAUUUUAAUAUAAUUAGUACAUGUGGUUUUACAUUGGAAGAAAUUCUUAAUGAAGAUCUUACAUUAAUUGAAUAUCCAGAUGAUAUUGAAACUAGGCGUGAUGAUUAA